Molecule: messenger RNA, 907 nt
Organism: Marasmius oreades (fairy-ring Marasmius)
Lineage: Eukaryota; Fungi; Basidiomycota; Agaricomycetes; Agaricales; Marasmiaceae
Exons: 9
Coding region: 48-851 (267 amino acids)
Biological process (GO): tRNA modification
Molecular function (GO): RNA binding
Source: RefSeq, a predicted model, not a curated record
CUUCCCUCUUCCACUUUUCAUCAAGGCAAUCGCUUCAAGUUUCUGAAAUGGACGACAUCCAUAGUUCUUCCAGGGACUCGGCCCGGAAGAAAAGGAAGUAUCUUCCAGGUACCUCUAGUGCAAGGAGUGUUGAUGGACCUGGAGUAUGGGUGAGCUGUGUCAAAGGAAAGGAGAAAAAAACUGUCGGAGAGCUCUAUGAUUUAUUCGAAUCGCUAGCUCUUGGAUUGUGGCCCCUCGAGGGUACUAGUCCGGACGGUUCUGAUAGCGAAGAGAACGAAGGCAGUCACGGCGAACCGCUUGAAGACCAAAUCUCAAACGAGAUCGCCGCAAUGAAAAAACCACGAACUGAAAAAAGAUUUGUCAACUGUCGGACGGACACACCAUGCGUUGUCUUCAUCUCGUGCAAACCGCCUGUUGAUCCUGUCAAACUUGUGGAGACGCACAUCCAAAAUGUCCAACGCACGGGGGCUCCUCGUACAAGGUAUAUCCAUCGAUUCGUCCCGGUGUCUGGCACAUGUUACACUAGAACCGAAGACAUGCAGGCCUUGGUUCGAAAGAUAAUCUCCGAGUAUCUCGCUCGACACCCUGAGAGUUCCUCUACGACGUACAAAAUAGAGUUACGGAUUCGGAAUCAUACCUCCCUAACCCGCCCCGUUAUUAUCAAAAUGAUCGCUGAAUGUAUUCCGGAGAGCCUCAAAGUUGACUUGACGGAUCCGCAGAUUUUUGUUCUCGUGGAAAUUUUCAAGAGCGUUUGCGGUAUUGCUAUAACUAAGGACUAUUAUACCCUUCACAAAUAUAACGUGAUGGAACUAGCUACUAGAAACAGUGGAAACGAAGUAGGUCGGGUGUAGUAAAUACAGCCAGAAUACUUAUCUGCAGCCGACCAGGAUCCUUGUCAAUUGAACAG